AUUAAUUCUUUAAAUAAAAGAAAAAGGAUAUUCGAUACUUGGUCGCUUCCCAUGACAAAAGGCAGAGAGAGACCAAGUCUUGUUCUCUUCUUCUCUCUACAGAUCUGAAAUCCAAGUUCUUGGCAAAAUCUUUGAACGACAGCUUCUGGGUAUGUUCCAAGAAAGGUUUGCUCUAACUGCUGAUUGAUGAACAGGAACUGAAACGGAAGAAGGAGAAGGAAGAAGAAGAGGAAGAUGGGAUUGGUGGGAGAAGAGAAUGGGGGCGCAGAUUCACUGGGGAUUGGCAAGAACAACAAGUACAAGAGGAUGGGUUCGGAGGUCGACGACGACGACGACUUCGACGACGACUUGAUUCAUUACCAGCGUCAGCUGGAGAAGAGGAAGAGCACCAGGAGAUAUGUUAUUGCCUGUGCGGUCUUUGCAUCUCUCAACAAUGUUCUUCUCGGCUAUGAUGUUGGAGUCAUGAGCGGGGCAAUUUUGUUUAUUCAGGAAGAUCUAAAAAUAACCGAGGUUCAAGAAGAAGUUCUCAUUGGUUGUUUGAGCAUAGUCUCUCUUUUCGGUAGCUUAGCUGGGGGCAGAACAUCGGAUGUAAUCGGUAGAAAAUGGACCAUGGCUUUAGCAGCUGUUGUCUUUCAAGCCGGUGCCGUUGUUAUGACGUUUGCUCCUACUUUUGAAGUGUUAAUGAUUGGAAGAUUCUUGGCCGGGGUCGGGAUUGGACUGGGAGUCAUGAUUGCUCCUGUUUAUAUUGCUGAGAUUUCCCCCACUGUCAGUCGGGGGUCCCUCACUUCGUUUCCGGAGACCUUCAUAAACCUCGGGAUUUUACUGGGUUACGUCUCGAACUAUGCAUUUUCAGGCCUCUCUGUACACAUCAGUUGGAGGGUUAUGCUCGCUGUUGGGAUUUUGCCCUCUGUCUUCGUUGGCGCUGCCCUUUUCAUAAUACCUGAGUCGCCGAGAUGGUUGGUCAUGCAGAACCGAGUGGACGAAGCGAGGUCAGUGCUGCUAAAAACAAAUGAAAAUGAGAGUGAGGUUGAAGAGAGACUCGCAGAAAUACUAUUAGCUGCUGGAAUUGGUAAUAGUGCAGAGAAGUAUGAAGAGAAACCCGUGUGGCGCGAACUGCUGAGCCCUUCUCCUGCCCUGCGGCGGAUGCUUAUCGCGGGAUUUGGGAUCCAGUGUUUCCAGCAGAUCACGGGUAUCGAUGCCACUGUUUAUUACAGCCCCGAAAUCUUCAAACAUGCUGGAAUAAAGGGCAAUUCCAAUCUCCUAGCGGCAACCGUCGCUGUUGGGGUCACGAAAACUGCAUUUAUACUAGUAGCUAUAAUUCUAAUUGACAGACUCGGAAGAAAGCCUUUGCUGUAUAUUAGCACAAUUGGUAUGACUGUUUGCUUAUUCAGCGUGGCCACGACUCUUGCUUUGCUGAAAGAAGGACAAGCCAGUGUCACGAUGGCAAUCCUUUCAGUCUGUGGUAACGUAGCUUUCUUCUCUGUGGGCAUUGGACCGGCAUGUUGGGUAUUGACAACGGAGAUUUUCCCUUUGAGGCUGCGUGCUCAAGCGGCAGCACUCGGGGCCAUCGGUAAUAGGGUGUGCAGCGGGCUCGUGGCAAUGUCCUUCCUCUCGGUUUCCCAAGCAAUCACAAUGGCCGGCACAUUUUACACCUUCUCGGCAAUUUCUGCGCUGUCUGUCGUGUUUGUUUACACACUUGUUCCGGAAACAAAAGGAAAAUCCUUGGAGCAGAUCGGGUCCUUAUUUGAAGACCAAAGCGAUUGGAAAGGAGACGAAGUCGAGAUGGGAGAUGUUGAGCAUCUUGUGCAGAAAAAAUAAAUCAGCUUAUCACUACUGGAUGAGCAACAAUACCCUACAUUGUUGGUGAAGGAAAUACAGUCGGUAGUUUGCCAGAUUAUCAUUUUGUUGAUACAGUUUCUUUACUGGAUAAACUACUUUUGAAGUUGUAUGUUCUAUUAAUUUGAGCUGUAUUCGUCGAUUCUUAAUCUCAUAUAAGUUAAAUAAUUCUCUUCGGAAA
Molecule: messenger RNA, 2017 nt
Organism: Syzygium oleosum
Lineage: Eukaryota; Viridiplantae; Streptophyta; Magnoliopsida; Myrtales; Myrtaceae
Product: probable polyol transporter 4
Exons: 2
Coding region: 235-1818 (527 amino acids)
Biological process (GO): transmembrane transport
Cellular component (GO): membrane
Molecular function (GO): myo-inositol:proton symporter activity
Source: RefSeq, a predicted model, not a curated record